UCUGAGAGACACCACAGACUGAGGUUAUGCGCUCUCUGCCUGACAUCCUGUGAGGCUUCUGUCUGAGUUGCCUCAGGUCUCAGGCAGUACUCAGUUCAUCCUCUGCCUCCUGUCACACGCCUCGCUGCUGGGUCCGCUGACGAGUUCCAGGAGGAGGAAACCGGAGCACCCAGAGGAAACCCGCAUACUUUCAGGAAGGAACGUACAAACUUGCUUACAGAUGACGCUGGAAUUGAACUCUGAACGCCGACGCGCCAGGUGACACCAGAACUGAACGCCAAACACCGACUGUGAUAGAGUGGCACUAACCACGACGUUAUCCGCGGCGCCUUAUUUAUUAAGCAAAAGUACCAGAAGAUGAAAAGAACCAGCCUAAUUAUCUUUGCUGUCUCCUUCUGGUCCUUGAACCUUGGAUAUAAAUGCGGAAACAAAGAUUUGCAGUGCCUGGUGGAUUACAACAACCUGAUGACCUGCUGCUGGUCACAGAAUGUUUCCCAAGGCAGUUCUCGGUGUGAAGUGCGAGUGGAUGAAUUCAAGCAGAAUGAGAAAGGUUUCCCGAAAAACUGCAGCCCGGAAAAUGCGCAGGAGAAGAGCUGCACGAUUACCUUUAAGUACUUCGCUGCGGCUCAGAAAUUCAACAUCACACUGCUGUGCAACAGGGACGGAUCGAAGAUCGAAGCUGCGAAGAUUCACGCCUUCGUUCCUAAGUAUAAUAUCCAGCUCCAGCCUCCGUCCAACUUGAACGUGGUCAAUGAUACUGACACCAUGAUUGAACUGUCCUGGCAGACUAAACACGAACUUCUUUUCGCCGAUAAAAUGGAAUUCGAGAUUCGAUACAAGCUCGAGACUGAGCCCUGGAAAAAUGCCAAGAAGCAUCUGAUCCAGCAAAACGAAAGAAGAAUACAAAUCGACCUGUCCAAUUUGAAGGCCGACUCCUCCUACGUGACCCAGAUUCGAGUGAGAAUUCUGGACAGUAAGAAUUACAAGAGCAUCUGGAGCAAAUGGAGCCAGGCACUGAAAUGGAAAACUCAGAAAUCCAAAGCUGCAACUGGUAAAUUCACUGGAGACCUGUGGAUCGCCCUCUUACUGAGUGGAAUCCUGUUUGCCGUUGCCAUUCUGCUCAUUGGGAAGCUGGUCAUAAGAAGAUCCAGAAAGAAGACUCCCCGUUGGCUGUCCAUACCCGACCCUGGCAAAUUCUUUUAUGAGCUGAAUUCUACCUAUGGCGGCAACUUCCAGAAAUGGAUUGGGACUAAGUUCCCAGCUUCCUUCAGCAGCACGGAAGAGCUGGGCACAGAAAUCUCCUCGGUGGAAAUUUCAGAAAUCAAAGACUCGCAGUUGUUCAUCAAGCAGAACUUCAUGUCAGACAGCAGCGGCUUCAAGAGUAUCAGUGACUCUUCCAUAUCCAGCUUUGCCAACCAGGGCUACUUCUGGUGCAAUUAUCCCAGCUCGUAUGAAGCGUAUCCUUGCAAAGUUUAUUUUAGCUAUGACCGAGAUGAGCUGGGAGCCGGGAGCGAGAAAAGUGAAUCAUACCUCUACCUCAGCUCCUCCGAUGAUUCCCUCUAUGACAGCAGUCUGCAAUACUCCCCCUGCACCUUUUCCACAGACAAGCAGAGGAUGGAGCUGGAUUGUGGAGAGUCCCCGUCUCAUGUCACCGGAGAUAGCUCUGAGGAGGGAAUAGACAGGCCACCAAGAGAACAUGGAGACCCAACAUGUCUACCACAUCCUGAUCACCUGGCAAGCCACGAACACUCAGUGAGUGAGUCCCACAUCUCUCCCAAUGCUGUCUCCCAAUUCCCCGCCUUUGGGUCCUCAGAUUGUUUCUUUGGGCCUCAUGCUUUGUUGGCAGAUAUGAAGGACGAGGCAGCAAGCAUGUUUGUCUCCAAUGGGUCAGUGUUUGAAAAGGUUCCAGACGUGUCUUCUUCUCAGCAUGGUUUUAACCAGCAGAACCCCAGUGUCUUUAAGACUAUGUCUCUGAAUCUGGUGCAGCCUACUGAUGCGUACCUCUCCCUCAAAGAAGUUCAAAGCAAAUACAGUAACCAGUCAAUAUAGGGAUGGAAUCGUGCCAUCUGCUCCUGUAAGUCUGAUGUUAAGAUCAAUCACCAAAGGAGUUUCAACUUCAGGUUUCCUUUUAAAAGACUUGCCUCCACUUUCGAAAAGAGGUCUUUUAACAUGUUUCCUUCUGAACUUCCCUCUUGUGUUGGUUCCUGUACCUGAGUUGAAGAGGACAAUACAGGCUCCACCAGAACGUCAACCAGCAGAAGAUUUAUUUAAAGUGGACAAUGUUAAUCUUCUUUAUUCCCUCUGAAGAAUCUGGUGCAGGGAGCCAAAAAGAAAGACAGGUUAUUUGUUACUGCUUACUAAUGUAAUCUGACAGGAAAAUUAGAGAAGUUCUCUGGAGACCAUUAGAGCAACAGGAAAUUGGACAGACAAUACAAAACCUGAUCUUCAGUGAUGAAGGAUAUAACUGCCAGCAAGAAGCCGGUUUGAAAUUGGAAACAAAGCUGAUGUAAAUGUAGCAAUUUCUCCAGCCUCAGGGUCCUCUGCCACCCUGUAGUCAGUGCUUUCCAUGGGGAAUAUGGCGAUGAAUGGACCAUCCUACAAACACAAAGCUCCUGCAAAGGAGGCAAGGUGACUUCUACUGACAGCUUGACGGUUAAAUUUUGAUGAAUAUGUAUGUGUCAUAUUUUCCAUAGUACAAGUACCUCGAAUGUUGAUUUAUAAUACAUUGUAUUUUAACAGUAUUCAGUUGAAAAACUUGUUUUUUCUUCAAUGAAGUGCAAUGAUGACCAUUUUUCUGCAUUGCAUCUUGCAUCUGAUGCGAACUCUGCAUUAGGGUCCACAAUGCCUUAUUCCUGUUCAAUAUGCUUUUUGAGGAAUCCCAGGACUUUUCAUAUUCCAUAUGUCUUGUCUGUCUGAGACUCUCAGGCCUUGCAACUGUCUCUCGACCUCUGGAUCAUCCUGGACUUCACUCAAGUUUCCAAAACAGAAUUUGACCCAGGAUCUACCAGCCCAGGAGUGAGAGGGUGACCUUAAACGCCAUUCAUCCUGACGUACAGGCCUCUGACAAGGGACUGAAUCCCCAGAGGAUAGUUGGCUGCUUAGCAACUAGGCUUCGUGGCAAGGAGCAGAGGUCAGACAGUCCCGGGAACAACCCCUCCCUCAUUAGGAGACAGUCACCGGAAGACAGGUUCACCUCAAAGCUCAUCUAUAGAAUCGAAAGGACGAGUUGGGUCAUUACUGAACUUAUUCUUACCAGUUAUAUUUUACGUUAUUUGCUCAUUGCAAUGGGACAAUUUUGAAGCAGGGGGCAUUAUGUGAUGGUGGAUUUCUAUUUGGCAGUGAAAAUGGAAGAGAGUUUUGACUUUCACGCUCAGCCAGGAAUAAUGAGGAGAGGUGACAGUCCAAUCACUUGUGCUUCAGUAAGAAAAAGGCCGAACUCAAGAGGCAGAUCGGCCAACUCCUCUCUUUAGAUUGCUGCUCAGGAUAAAAAAAACUUGCUGCCACAUCCUCUCUCAACAGAGGAUGAUGAGGUGACUUCACUAACUGACUUCAAAGCACAAACGGAAAAGUGAAAGACAGAGAGAAACAGUAAAAGAUCCUGAAGGGGGUGGGGGUGGGGAGGUAGAAAGGACAUCAGACCCCCUUCAUCAGAUCUAGUGAUUCCUCAGUCAAGUUGAAUUUUGUGCUAUUUUCUCAGCCUGCUCACCAACAAAUUACUGACAAAUUAGGUACAGAGUGUAUCUAAUAAAAUGGCCACUGAGUGUAAGUUCAUGGUCUUCUGCUGCUGUAGCCCAUCUGCUUCAAGGUUCAACGUGUUGUGUGUUCAGAGGUUCUCUUCUGCACAUCACUGUUGUGUGGUUAUUUGAGUUCAUGUCAGCUUGAACCAGUCUGGCCAUUCUCCUCUGACCUCUCUCAUUAACAAGACAUUUUUGCCCAAAAAACUGCUGCUCACCGGGUGUUGUUUGGUUUUUCACACCAUUCUCUGUAAACUUCAGAGACUAUUGUGUGUGGAAAUCCCAGGAGAUCAGCAGUUUCUGAGAUACUCAAACCAUCCUGUCUGGCACCAACAAUCUACCCAUGGUCAAAGUCACUUAGCAUUUCUUCCCCAUUCUUAUACUUUAUACUUUAUUAUCGCCAAACAAUUGGUACUAGAACGUACAAUCAUCACAGCGAUAUUUGGUGUUUGGCCCGAACGACAGCUGAACCUCUUGACCAUAUCUGCAUGCUUUUAUGCAUUGAGUUGAUUGGCUGAUGAGAUAUUUGCAUUAACAAGCAGCUGUACAGGUGCACCAAAUGAAAUGGCCACUGGGUUUAUGUCUAUGAUCUUCCGCUGCUCUACCUCUUGACCAUGUCUGCAUGCUUUUUAUGCGUUGAGCUCCUGCCACAUGAUUGGCUGAUUGGAUAAUUGUAUUAACGAGCAGCUGUGCACAAAUACCUAAUAAAGUGGUCAAGGAGUGUGUGCACAUUUCAUAUCCUCCAGAGAACAAGUAUAUAUAAUGUUGAUUGUACUUUAACAUCAUUCAAUUGAAAAACUGGUUUUUCUGCAAUGAAAUGUGAUAAUGAUCAUUUCCUUUGUCAAUUUGUGCAUCUGGUGCAAUCUCUGCUUUGGGAUGCACAGCAUCUUAUUCCCGUUCAAUGUACCAUCUGUUGGAUUACAGGGAAUUGGGAACACCACCUCAGAGAACUGUGGGUCAACAUGGUUUUCAUGGUAAGUCCUAUCAUCACCCUAUAGCCUUCCAUUACUUGCCCACCUAUAUGGUUGCUCUCUGUUCCCAGGCUCAUUCCCUCCCCCAAACUCCCCAACUCCUGACCCCUUGAAUCUUCUUGACCUUUGAUUGUGAUCUCCAUUCCCAAGUUGUACUUCCCCCCCCCCCAAUACCACCAGGUCUCAACCACAGUUUCCUCUCCUCCAGUCUUCCACCACCCCAUUCCCAAUUCUCCACCCCCAAACCACAAUGUGCCAAUCUUCCUCAGUUCUGAGGAUAGCCACACACCCCAUUUUCCCCCUGGGCCCAGGUAUUGGCAUGUUCUUCCUUGCUCGUCUCCAACCCUACCCCGAUCUCAGGUCCCUGACUAGUGGCCUUCCCCUCUCCCCAAGCCUGGACCACAUCCAAAUCUGAGCUCAGUCCUGGCUGGUGCUCUGAUUCUUCCAAAUACGUGCCCUUGAGGUCCUCAAUGGAGGAACCAACAAGGACUAUUGUUCAUAGAACGUAGAAUACUACAGAAUAGUAAAGGCCCUUCAGCCCACAAUAUUGUGCCAACCCUAUAACGUACUUCAAGAUCAAACUAAUCCUUCCCUCCUACAUAGCUCUCUGUUUUUCUAUCAUUAUAAAAUAAAAAUAAAAUCUAAUAAAAUUAAAAAAUAUUCAUUAUUUAAAAUUCUUGGACUAUGUCAAGCCCAGAUCAUCAAGCGUUGGGAACGGGUGGGGUGAGGUGAAAUGUGGGAUUGUGUUGAGGGUGGAGUUGUUGAGGAGGGUGAGGUGGUGCAAGGUUAGGUAAGGGCUAGGCAAGUGAAGGAGUGAAUUGAGGGUGAGGUGACAGUCAGAUUGAGAUGAGCAGAUACAUUGAAUGAAAAGUCCCUCUAACCCAGCCCAAAGUGGCUAACCUACUUGCUUCAUCCAACAGGUCUUGAAUCAGAAUCAGGUUUAUUAUCGGGAACAUAACUUGUGAAAUUUGUUGGUUUGUGGCAGCAGUGUGUGCUGUGAUAUGCAUAUAAAGUUACAAUGAGAAAUAAAACAAUAAAGAGCAACGAAGAUUAAGAAAAUAAAUAAGAAACAAUGGUGAGACCCAUCGUAAAUUGGGGAACCGCUUUCUCAAGCACCCCCGUUGCAUCUGCCACAAGCGGGACUUCCCAAUGGCCAGACAUUUUAAUUCCCAUUCCCAUUCCCAUUCCCAUUCCCCUUCCACUAUGUCGGUCCAUGACCUACUAUUGUGCUGGGAUGAGGCCACUCUCAGGGUGGAGAAGCAACAUCUUAUAUUCCAUUUCAACCUGACGGAAUGAAUAUUGAUUUCUUCUACUGGUAAAAAAAAAUUUUCUUUCCUUUUUCCCUCUUCUUCUAAUCCCCACUCUGGCCUUUUACCUCUGUUCACCUGCCUAUCACUUCCCCCUGGGUCCCCUCUUCCUUCCCUUUCUCUGAUGGUCCACUCUCCUCUCCUAUCAGAUUCCUUCCUCUCCAGCCCUUUAUCUUCCUCACCCACCUGUCUUCACCUAUCACCCCUAGUUAGCCUCCUUCUCCUCCCCCAACCUUUUUAUCCUGGAAUCCUCCCCGCUUCCUUCUCAGUCCUGAAGAAGGGUUUCGGCUCGAAACCUCAACUGUUUAUUAAUUUCCAUAGAUGCUGCCUGGCCUGUUGCGUUCCUCCAGCAUUAUGAGUGUGCUGCUCUGGACUUACAGAACCUGCAGACUUUCUUCUGUUUAAGAAAUAAAAAAACAAAAAAAAAAAAUAAGCAGAGGGAAAAGCGAGCAAGGAUAGUGAGGUAGUGUUCACGGGUGCAGGGACUGUUGGGAAACCUGAUGGCGGAGGGGAAGAAGUUACUCCUAAAACAUUGAGUGUGCCUUCAGGCUCCUGUACCUCCUCUCUGGUGAUAGUGAUUAGAAGAGGACAUGUUAUGUCCUUGAUGGUGAGGCUCCUUCAUAAUGGACAUGGCCCUCUUGAGGUGUUGGUCUUUGAAAGUGUCUGGUGAUGGAGCUGAGGUUCAGAUUAAAGGAGUGAAUGUUGUUUUGUUUAUUAAAAUGCAAGAUCUGCAUCAGUGUCUGUUAAUUUAUCUCUUCACAUGUAUUAUCAGGUCAACCAUGUAACCUUAUGAUAUUUUAAUGGGAUUUGGUUUGUCA
Mobula hypostoma (lesser devil ray) is the source of this 6830-nucleotide messenger RNA. Its product is annotated as interleukin-2 receptor subunit beta-like. Gene Ontology annotation, molecular function: protein binding; cytokine receptor activity. Gene Ontology annotation, cellular component: membrane; external side of plasma membrane. The transcript is spliced from 10 exons. NCBI's taxonomy places the organism in Eukaryota, Metazoa, Chordata, Chondrichthyes, Myliobatiformes, Myliobatidae. The coding region runs from base 358 to 2049 and encodes 563 amino acids. Gene Ontology annotation, biological process: cytokine-mediated signaling pathway. The record is from RefSeq and is a predicted model, not a curated record.